AGCUUAACUUCAACUUUUACUAUCGUUAAUUUUUUUUCUACUGUUAAAUUUAUUGAAAUAAGCGGUAAAAUCUGUGUAAUAUUUUAUUGAAAAACUUUAGUAAAUAUGUCGGAUGUUUUGGAUAUUGAUGAUGGAGGAGAGGAAUUUCAGGUCGAUGAAGAAGGCGAUCAAAGUGUGCAGAAGCUUAAAGACAAAGUAAAAAAACGCAAAGGCAGAGGAUUUGGAGGAGAUGGUACAGCUCGUGAAGAACUCCAAGACUAUGAAGCAAUGGAUCAUGAUGGUACUGAUGAACCAGGGCCACAACGAUCAAUUGAAGGAUGGAUUUUGUUCAUCACUGGAGUUCACGAAGAAGCCCAGGAAGAUGAUAUUUAUGAAAAAUUCUCUGAGCAUGGAGAUAUAAAAAAUAUUCACCUGAAUCUAGACAGGCGAACUGGCUUUUUAAAGGGUUACGCUCUGGUUGAAUAUGAAACAUAUAAAGAAGCUUUAUCUGCACUGGAGAACCUGAACGGCACAAAUAUGCUUGGUCAACAAAUCAGUGUCGAUUGGGCCUUUGUAAAAGGCCCCACAAAGAAAAAACGUGGACAUCGAAACAGAUCUCCAGAUAGAAGGCGGCACAGAUAGUAUUUUCUUAAAGAAUAUUUCUUGUCUGUAUGUUGAUUUCCAAUGUGUAUUAAGUAUGUGUUUUCAUUUUUAUGUAAUAAAUAUAUUCAAAAAUAAAAUUAGCAUUUUCAGUA
Messenger RNA from Argiope bruennichi, 734 nucleotides. It is a transcript of the gene tsu, whose product is annotated as RNA-binding protein 8A-like. The transcript has 6 exons. Gene Ontology annotation, molecular function: mRNA binding. NCBI's taxonomy places the organism in Eukaryota, Metazoa, Arthropoda, Arachnida, Araneae, Araneidae. Gene Ontology annotation, cellular component: exon-exon junction complex; nucleus; cytoplasm. The coding region runs from base 106 to 621 and encodes 171 amino acids. The record is from RefSeq and is a predicted model, not a curated record. Gene Ontology annotation, biological process: RNA splicing.